AUGGAGGACGUACCUGUCUACUCGGAUAGAUUUGCAAUAAACGAUGGCUUGUCUGAUGUACAUGAUGAACAAUGUACGCAGCUGUUGAGUGAUCGCUACUGCGUGCAGUUUUCUGAGGUCUCGGAGCUGAUCAGAUCAAUGAAGACGUUCUCAGAUGACAAGAUCAUCGAGAUUAUGCACGACUAUUACAAUGAACUGGGGCUCAACGAGUACUAUUUUAGCUCUUCACCAACGGCCCUGAUUGCGAAUAACGUAAUCUCAGUGAUGUCGGCGAAGAUUUUGCACGAAAACUCCGGCUCAAACUUCUUCCCAACCAUUGAACAGAUCACCGAAGACUCAGCAUUCAUAAUUGCUAGAACUUCGUCACUGAAUAGGAAAUCAUCUGAGAAUUAUCUAGUCGAGCAACGAGUCGAAGGAAAGUAUUUUAACCUGGACGAUGAUAGGAAAACCUGCUGGCGUAUGCAGUGCUUCCGUUCAUCAGGCUCAGUGUUUAAGGAAACUGAGCAUAUUUUUGAUAGACUCAAAACAUACUUUUUACAGAAACCGAAAUUUGAAAUAGAUAACCCUGAUCCAGAUGAAACUGACCUCGGAAAUUUGCUUGACAGAGAAUUUUACCUAAAUAAGAGAAAUACAAUUACUGAGCAGAUUUUUUAUAAUUUAAAUAAAAAAUUAGUGGAGUCGAAGACCGGUUUAGGAUUAGUAAUAAAUUAUGAGCCAAGAAGUGAUAACGUUUUUAGGCUUGAUAUUGCAUUUAAAAGAGGUCACGUUCACCGUGAUUUAUACUCUAGAAUCUCAGACGCAAUCACUUUUCAUGACCUCUACUCCAAAUCCAAGUAUAUCGACCCACUUUCAAAUAGAGUUUGUAUCUUUACCAGUUUUCUAACAUGUUUGCCACCAAGCCAAUCGAAUAUUGAUUUACCAAUAAAGGAACGAAUGAGUAGUUUAGUGGAUUCAAUAAUUUUAUCGAGUAUUGUACCAAGUUCCAAGAUAUCAAUUUUGAAUGUGGAUAGGGUUCUGAGUUUCUACGAGUCAACCUACAGCUACUGUGUAUCAACCUUUAUUCAGCACUUUAGUGGAAGUGUAGGUCCCUACGUUUCAACAGUUGAUAAUAUGGCCAAGAACAAUCAAGUUUCACAGUCUGAACUGCACGAAAUCAAGUCGAAACUCAAAAUCCAACCCUACACACCACUUCAGAUUUAUACCGCAAUUUCAAAUAACCCUGAAAUUGUGAAAAUGUUAUAUAAACACUUUGAAACAAUACAUAAUCCCAAAUUACAAUCAGAUAAAGAAAAUGUAGUAAGUAUGGAAGGCCCAGUUUUCGCCAGUAAAUUCUCAAAAGAUAAUUAUAACACGAAUAAUGUGGAUGAUUCCGAAAACCAAAGUACACUUGAAAGUAACAAAACAAACCAAAAUUCAGUAGACGUUAGCUCACCUGAGAAUAGUUCGGUAGAAAAUGCAGUUGAAAGUGACCGUGAUUUUGACAGUAGCACAGAAUACAGUUAUUCCACAGUCCCAGUUCGCGGAAAAAAUGUAAUAGAGGCCGAAAAUUUGGCAAAGAAAAUAAUAAGAACAAUUAAACAGCUGGAUAAUUUAGAAGAAAUCGAUAUAUUACUCUACUUCAUAAAGUUCAAUAAUCAUACCUUGAGAACGAACUUCUUUGUGCCAAAUAAAAUAUCGCUCUCAUUCAGAUUCAACUGCGGAUUUCUGUCCAAACUGGAUUAUCCAAAGGUGCCGUAUGGUAUAGCACUAAUAAUCGGGCCUCACUUCAUGGGAUUCCAUAUUAGGUUUUCAGAGAUUUCAAGAGGUGGUGUUCGGGUAGUGCAAUCAUUCUCAGAGGAAGCAUACACAAGGAACAAGUUACAGAUCUUCGACGAGGCGUAUAAUCUAAGUUUUACACAAAGUUUGAAAAAUAAAGAUAUACCCGAGGGUGGUAGUAAAGGAGUUAUCCUAUUGGAGAAAACCAGUACUAAAUACAAGGCGGAUCUGUACACGCGCACGAGUUUUAUGUGCUACAUUGACGGGAUACUUGACUUAAUAUUGCCCAAUAAGCACAUAGUAGACUUGUUAGGGAAGGAUGAUAUAUAUUUCCUAGGCCCUGACGAGUUUACUGGCACAGGAGGUUUGAUGGAUUGGGCAUCUCAGUAUGCGAAAUUCAAGGGACUCAAGUAUUGGAGAAGUUUCACAACGGGAAAGGCACCCCAAUUGGGAGGAAUACCGCACGAUAUCUACGGAAUGACCACGACAUCAAUUGAAGCAUACGUAACUGGAAUACUUAACAAGUAUGGCUUGAAAGAAGAAGAAGUAACGAGAUUCUUAACUGGUGGGCCUGACGGUGACUUGGGAAGCAAUGCAAUCAAGGUUUCCAACACCAAAACCCUAACUGUUCUGGAUAAAAGUGGUGUGUUGCAUGAUCCAAAUGGCCUGGAUCUCAACGAACUAAGGAGAUUAGCAUUUCUACGUGACACCACUCAUAACACAACAACAGAUAGUCAGACUACCUCCUUAAAUCAUACAAACUCAGGCCUUCAGAGAGCUGGUUCAUUAGAUGCUGACGAGGAACUAUUAGGAGCCAGAUUAAAAACGUGUUCUAUGGGGUAUGAUAAGAGAUUAUUAUCAAGUAAGGGAUUUAUGGUUCCUGAAGAAGCAAUAAAUGUGGUCUUGCCUGACGGGUUUGUGGUUAAAAACGGCUACAAAUUUAGGGACGAGUUUCAUUUGAGUAGUUACGCGAAGGCUGACUUGUUUUGCCCUUGUGGAGGUAGACCCAGCUCAAUUACACCCUUUAACGUGAACAAGUUGUUUGAUGAAAAGGGCAAAUGCCGAUUCAAGUUCAUUGUCGAAGGGAGUAACGUCUACAUCACACAGAAUGCGAGAAGGUUCCUAGAGUCAAAGGGGGUCAUUUUGUUUAAAGACGCCUCAACUAAUAAGGGUGGAGUAACAAGCAGUAGCUAUGAAGUCUUACUAUCACUAGUAUUGGACGAUGAGACUUACGAGAGGGUAGCAGUUGAGCGUGACGGGUAUGUUCCUGAGUUUAGAAAAAAGUACGUCAAUGAUAUCAUGGAAAUCAUAAGGAAGAAUGCAACAAUGGAGUUUGAAGCGCUUUGGUCAGAAGGUUUAAGAACCGGAAUUCCAAGGUGUGACCUGACCGACAUUCUAUCCGACAAAAUCAACGCACUGAAAUCCAGAAUUAAAUCUUCAAAUACACUGUUUAAUGACAAGGAAUUAGUUUACUCAGUGUUAAGUCGUUGUGUUCCCGAAUCAUUAUUGGAGUUGGUGACGGUGGAGAAAAUAAUGAAACGGUUACCUCAGAUAUAUCUGAGGUCACUAUUCGCCUCUUAUUUAGCUUCGAAUUUCUAUUAUACGGAAAAAUUCUCCGACGACACUUCCGUCUUUGCGUUCUACGAGUACAUUACUUCUUUGAAGCAACCGUUUGCCCAUAAGAAUAGCUGUAAAGAGGAAUUCUCAGACGACUCACCCUUUUCUAACAUGGGCUUAAAACUCACUAACCACCACUAA
Molecule: messenger RNA, 3513 nt
Organism: Theileria annulata
Lineage: Eukaryota; Apicomplexa; Aconoidasida; Piroplasmida; Theileriidae
Product: glutamate dehydrogenase, putative
Exons: 2
Coding region: 1-3513 (1170 amino acids)
Biological process (GO): L-glutamate catabolic process
Cellular component (GO): mitochondrion
Molecular function (GO): L-glutamate dehydrogenase (NAD+) activity
Source: RefSeq, a predicted model, not a curated record